Messenger RNA from Octodon degus (degu), 2045 nucleotides. It is a transcript of the gene Smyd2, whose product is annotated as SET and MYND domain containing 2. Gene Ontology annotation, cellular component: nucleus. NCBI's taxonomy places the organism in Eukaryota, Metazoa, Chordata, Mammalia, Rodentia, Octodontidae. Gene Ontology annotation, molecular function: protein-lysine N-methyltransferase activity; histone methyltransferase activity; protein binding. The record is from RefSeq and is a predicted model, not a curated record. The coding region runs from base 504 to 1775 and encodes 423 amino acids. The transcript is spliced from 12 exons.
CCGCGGUCCGCAGAGGCCGGGAGCGCGGCCGCGGCGCAUUUCCUCUUCCGUGCGCGCAGCUCACGUCCACCAGGGGGGCCAGCGGCGCUCUAGCGGGUGACAAGCCCGGGCUCGCGCACUUUAACCCGCACCACCCCAAACUUUCUGGCAGGUCCCACGUCUGUAAGUCCCCUUGGUGCUCCGGGGUGGCUCUCCUAGGAGAGUGGCGAGGUCGUAGGAGCGCACAGGGAGGAAAGACGGUCUCGGUCCGCUUCUGAGCGCCUAGGGCGGAAGCCCUCGCACCCCUGGCCCCUGCACCCCGCUGCGCGCACCCGGGGACGAGCGGAGACCGCGGCGCCCGGAGCUGAGCUGAGCGCGGGAGCGCGGCCCGGCCUCCUCCCCCUCCCUCCCCUCCCACUCGGGCGCGCGCGGGCGGGGCCGUCCCUUCCGGGGCGCCACCGCUCCCACCCCCUGCAGCCGCUGACGGUGACGCGCGGGAGCCGCAGCCGGGCGCCGUCGCCACCAUGCGGGCCGAGGGCCGCGGCGGCCUUGAGCGCUUCUGCAGCCCGGGAAAGGGCCGGGGGCUGCGCGCCCUGCAGCCCUUCCAGAUGGGCGAGUUGCUCUUCGCCUGCCCGGCCUACGCCUGCGUGCUCACGGUGGGCGAACGCGGCGGCCACUGCGAGCACUGCUUCGCCAGGAAAGAAGGAUUGUCGAAAUGUGGAAGAUGCAAGCAGGCAUUUUACUGCAAUGUGGAGUGUCAGAAAGAGGAUUGGCACAUGCACAAGCUGGAGUGCUCCCCCAUGGUUGUCUUUGGGGAAAACUGGAACCCUUCAGAGACUGUGAGGCUCACAGCAAGGAUUCUGGCCAAACAGAAAAUCCACCCAGAGAGAACACCUUCCGAGAAACUGUUAGCCGUGAAGGAAUUUGAAUCACAUCUGGACAAGCUGGACAAUGAGAAGAAGGAUUUGAUUCAGAGCGACAUUGCCACGCUCCACCAGUUCUACUCCAAGCACCUCGAGUUCCCCGACCACGACAGCCUAGUGGUCCUCUUUGCCCAGGUUAACUGUAAUGGCUUCACCAUUGAAGAUGAAGAACUUUCCCAUUUGGGAUCAGCGAUAUUUCCUGACGUUGCUCUGAUGAAUCAUAGCUGUUGCCCCAAUGUCAUUGUGACCUACAAGGGGACGCUGGCAGAAGUGCGUGCGGUGCAGGAGAUCCACCCGGGGGAAGAGGUGUUCACCAGCUACAUCGACCUCCUGUACCCAACAGAAGACAGGAAUGACCGGUUGAGGGACUCCUACUUCUUCACCUGUGAGUGCCGGGAGUGCACCACCAGGGACAAGGAUAAGGCCAAGGUGGAAAUCCGGAAACUCAGCGACCCUCCGCAGGCCGAAGCCAUCCGGGACAUGGUCCGGUACGCCCGCAAUGUCAUCGAGGAGUUCCGGAGAGCCAAGCACUACAAGUCCCCUAGCGAGCUUCUAGAGAUCUGCGAGCUGAGCCAGGAGAAGAUGAGCUCGGUGUUCGAGGACAGCAACGUGUACAUGCUGCAUAUGAUGUACCAGGCCAUGGGCGUCUGCUUGUAUCUGCAGGACUGGGAGGGCGCCCUGAGUCGGCACUACCCUCUGUAUUCCCUCAACGUGGCCUCCAUGUGGCUGAAGCUCGGCCGCCUGCACCUGGGCUUGGAGAACAGAGCCGCCGGGGAGAAGGCCCUUAAGAAGGCCCUGGCCAUCAUGGAGGUUGCCCACGGCAAGGACCACCCCUACAUCUCCGAGAUCAAACGCGAGAUGGAAAGCCGCUGAGCCUGGGCGGCUUGAGGGUCUCCACGGGGGAGCUGCGGGGAAGUAAGCCACAGUGCACGCCCUGCCCUGCACCCUGCGGCGGCAGCUUCCUGGCCCAGCCCAAAGUCACGUGCAUCUUGGACGCUUGCCUUUCCUGAGGUCAUGGCCUGGUUUCACACAUCAUCCCUCACGGGGCCUGCGGAAUUUGCAGUUACUUUGCCCUUCAUGCCUGUUGCAGUGUUGCACACAAACUUGAAUGAUAGCAGAUAAUAAAAGCGACACGUUGCUCGG